AUGAGCAAACGGCCAGCAACGGCAGUUGAGCGCACUACAGUCGGUGUAGGUACACCGCCCAAACAAGGUGAGGGAGACCAUCAAGAUGAAAGCAACAAUCAGAGCUUCGACCGUAGUUGCGACGUGGAAGACGACGAUGACGACGACGAAGACGAUAGCUCUGACGAAGAAGCGGAGCCGUCUCUCAAGUAUCAACGUCUCAAAGGGACUGUACUUGACGUUGUCAAAAAGGACAGUAUCAGCACGCUCAAUGUCAGCGAGAAGUUCAUUGCGCUCGGCACGCAUGCAGGUAUGAUCUUCAUUGUAGAUUUUCAGGGAAGUCUCAUCAAGGGCUUCAGGUCACAUACUGCUAGUGUCCUGGACAUUGACAUAGAUUCGACGAUGGAGUUUGUAGCUGCAGCUGGAAUGGACGGCCUGGUCUCGAUCAAUUCCCUGACCUCUGCCGAGCACUACGCCUUUGACUUCAAGCGGCCGAUGCGGACCAUCAGUCUUGAGCCUAACUUCGGACGGCGUGCGACUCGAGCUUUCGUCUGCGGAGGGAUGGCUGGCGCCCUCAUUCAUCGAGAAAAGGGGUGGCUCGGCCACAAGGAGACGGUGUUGCACGGCGGAGAGGGCCCCAUCUGGACGUGUCGCUGGAAGGGCGACUUGAUUGCUUGGGCUAAUGACAAGGGGGUGCGGAUAUACGACAACAAUACCCGCCAAAAGAUUACCUUUAUAAAUGCUCCUCAAGGCCAAGCUCGAGGGGACUUGUACCGCUGCAACUUGAUCUGGCAAGACGAGCGCACGCUCACCAUAGCUUGGGCUGAUCAGAUCAAGCUUGCCAAGAUCAAAGAGAAGGAAGCCAAAGCGGGUGGUAUCGUCAAUGUCGGUGCCACCUCUCACCCGCAACUCCAAGUCGAGAUCACCAAGAUCUUUCAGCUAGAUUGCGCUAUCAGUGGCUUGGCCGCCUACGGCGAUGACCUCCUUGUCCUUGCCUAUCUUACGGAGAGCGAAGACGGUAGCGAUGAAGAAGACGAUUCGGAUCCAGAAUCGUCCCGCGCUUUCCGGCGUAAAGCCGGACAAAGACCUGAGCUGAGAAUCAUCGAUCCAAUCACGGGAGAAGAGAAGAGCUCUGACGUUCUCUCACUGUCUGGAUUCGAGCGUUUGAACUGCAACGACUAUCGUCUGAUACCGUCGUAUGAGGCGGCCAAGAAGAGCAAUCAUCGCGGGAGCAAGGACACCAAAGCUGAUGUGGGACAGUCUCUCUUCUACGUCGUGUCCCCACGUGAGAUCAUCAUCGCAAGACCGAGAGACCACAAGGAUCACAUCAAUUGGCUCCUCGAUCAAAAGAAAUUCGAAGCGGCCUUGGGCCACGUCGAAGCGAUGGGUGAGGUCGAAGCAAAGGCGCAGGGCUUCGAUGCUGUCCUCAUUGGUCGCGACUACCUUUCAUACCUCACUGACGAGACCGGAGACUACUCGGCGGCUGCAAGGGUAGCCAGCAGAAUUCUCGGAAAGGAGGCACAGGCGUGGGAGGAACUCGUGUUCCUGUUCCUCGAACGAGGAAAGCUCAAUGCGAUCAUCGACCACAUCCCCACCGAAGAUCCCGUGCUCUCGUCGAUCGUCUAUGACAUGGUCCUAGCUCACUUCCUCCAGAAAGAUCUUUCAAAGCUCAAGGAGAUCCUGGAGCGCUGGCCCAUCGGUGUCUACAGCACACAAGCAGUUGCUCUCGCCAUCGAAGACCGGCUUCAAUCCUCGCCGGUGGCGAAGCGCCGCUCGGUGGAGCAGGAGCUGCGUCCCUGGACGGCCGAACAGGAACCGGAACAGACGUUGCUCAUGGAGCUCCUCGCCGAUCUGUACGUUCGAAAUCAUCAACCGGGAAAAAGUCUGACUUACUACCUGCGCUUGAAGCGCCCAGAGGUGUUUGACCUCAUCCGCGAGCACAAUCUCUUCCUCGACGUUCGAGACCAGGCAAGGCAGCUCAUCGAAUUCGAAGAGGCUAUGCAAAGAGAAGCCAAGGAGGAUAGGACAAGAGAUGGCCAGAAGCCACUUCAGGCAGUGCAGCUGCUCGUAGAUCAUGUCCAUUCGAUACCCGUUCAGCGAGUCGUUUCACAGCUGGAGGCAAAGUCGGAGUACUUGCAUCUAUACCUGGACGCUCUUUUUGAACGUGAUCCGCAGUUGGUCAUGGAAUACUCGGAUCUGCAGAUCGAGCUGUAUGCAGAUUAUGGCUACGAGAAGCUGAUGUAUUACUUACGCGCAAUGAGUAGCUACUAUUCAUUCGAGAAGGCUUUCAGAGUGUGCGAGCUCCACGAUUACGUCCCCGAAAUGGUCUUCCUAUUAGGUCGGGUUGGGGACAACAAGCGCGCCCUGAAUCUGAUCAUCGAGCGUCUCAACGAUGUCUCUCGUGCCAUUGACUUUGCAAAGGAGCAGAACGACGAUGACUUGUGGGAGGACCUUCUUCGUUACUCGGAGAAUCGGCCGGCCUUUAUACGUGGCCUGCUUGAGAACGUAGGAGCCGAAAUCGACCCGAUCCGCCUCAUUCGACGUAUCAAAGAUGGGCUAGAGAUUCCUGGCCUCCGGCCUGCUCUUAUCAAGAUUCUCCACGACUUUAAUCUGCAGAUCUCGCUACUAGAAGGCUGCCUAUCGAUUCUGUAUCACGACAUCCGCAGUCUUCAGGACGAUCUCUUCCAGGGACAAACGCAGGCCCACUACUGCGAGCCGGAGACGAUCACUGCCGGCAGCGCUGCCAGGGCUGGCGGAAGCCCUAGCGUCUGUGACGCCUGUUCGCGACCGUUGUUCGCCAAGAGUCAGCUCGGCACAGCGCUCGACUCGUCCUCGAGCGCGUCGGCGGCAGCCUCUUCCUCCACUACGUCUAUUGUCUUCCUCUGCCGACACGUGUACCACCUUCCUUGCCUUCUCACAAAGGCGGGCACCAUACCCAGUCGGAAGGCUAAGGGGGCUACAGACGGCGUGCGCGCCGUGCUGACGACGGCGACACAGGUGGCGUCUAGAGCUCGAGUGCUGAGCGUGCAAGGUGAAGCAGCAGCAGGUGCCUCUCACGCAGACGAGGCGCUGGCGAACAUCGCGGAUGGACCCAGCCUGCGGGCGUAUAGGAUGGAGGAAGACUUCAGGGCAAAGAUCGCGUACAGUGCCAAAUUGCGAGGUGCUCUGCGAUCACGAGGCUGCCCAGAUUGUCGGGCUGGGGCACAAAGUACUUUAGGAGCGGAGACUGGAGCUGUGCUCACGUCAUAA
Messenger RNA from Microstroma glucosiphilum, 3228 nucleotides. Its product is annotated as vacuolar protein sorting-associated protein 41. The transcript is spliced from 3 exons. Gene Ontology annotation, molecular function: protein binding. The record is from RefSeq and is a predicted model, not a curated record. Gene Ontology annotation, cellular component: late endosome; HOPS complex. Bases 1 to 3228 code for a protein of 1075 amino acids. NCBI's taxonomy places the organism in Eukaryota, Fungi, Basidiomycota, Exobasidiomycetes, Microstromatales, Microstromataceae. Gene Ontology annotation, biological process: endosomal vesicle fusion; protein targeting to vacuole; cellular response to starvation.